CGCGUGGUGAGCGAGUAAUCGGCGAAUCGUUGCAAAUCAUCGUAAGCGGAUCACAUGCGAUAAUCACGUUUGUGGCAGAGACAAGCCCUCGAACAUGGACGAAUACGACGCGAAAUCCGAGGGGCCGAGUAACAAGCUGGUAAACAGCGAUCUAUAUCAAGCGGUGUUCCCGAUCUAUCAUCUUAGCAAACUGUCUGGUGUAUUUCCAACGAGAUUUGUCAGACAGGCAUCCGGCAGGUAUCGAGGACAAUUGAGCACUAUCGACAGCAUUUACAGCGUAUGCCUAUUGAUGUCCCUGAUCGGUGCUGAGAUUUGGGGCUUCUGGCGUGACCUGAGAGAUGGAUGGGAGUUCAGCACCCGAUUGAAGUCUCAGAACGCGGUGAUCGUCACCUGUAGCGAUGUGCUGGGCGUGAUGGGUCUCACGGCAGCCUCCGUCAUCAGUUCACUUCUACAAUGGAAGUACGUGAUAAUCGUUAUCGAUAAACUGGUUGAUUGCGACGAGAGAAUGGGCAUCGUCUCGCCGAGGAAGAUCCAGAGAUACACUAUCUUGUUGACGUUGAGCAGCCUCUCGUAUUCUAUUCUCAUCUCCUGCCUCGACAUCUAUACGUGGAGCCAAGUGAAGCUGGACAAGAAGAUGGAUGACAAAGGCCCGAUCAACUACCUCCCUUUGUACUUCAUGUACAUAGUCAUCAUCAUGAUGGAAGUACAGUACGCAAUCGCUGCAUAUAAUGUAGGCCAAAGAUUCUCCAGGCUAAACAAGAGCCUGGAGACCAUCUUGAAGAGCAGCAGGAUCACGAAUCAAUUCCGGAAGGACCUUGGAUUAGCCGGCGACCUCCGAGAUCAGGGACAACUCGCUACGUACCUUCGACAAGACCUGGGAAACAUUCGAAUAUUUCGGAAAUCAAAGAUCGUGGACUCCUCCGUAAUGAAUGAUGGUAAAGCUUCCACGGACAAUAUAUCCCAACUGGUGACGGUUCACGCGUCCUUGUGCGACACAGUGACGUACAUAAACGCCGCUUACGGCGUGGUCAUACUCGUGGUUACGAUCACUUGCUUGAUACACUUGAUUAUCACGCCGUAUUUUUUGAUCAUGGAGGCCGACGGGAAGCGGCAGCCGCUGUUCCUCGUGGUGCAAACGAUGUGGUGCAUCUUUCACAUCUGGAGGCUGCUCAUCUUCGUGCAGCCCACGUAUGCCGCCACGACCGAGGGAAAGAGGACAGCGGUUUUAGUGAGUCAGUUGCUGUCUGCGAACCAUGACAAAGAGAUCAGGAUGCAACUGGAGAUCUUCUCGCUUCAACUGCUUCAUCGCCCUUUAGAGUUUUCAGCGUGUGGACUUUUCACCCUGGAUCGAGGCCUCGUGACUUCGAUCGCCGGCGCUGUUACGACGUACCUCGUGAUACUGAUACAGUUCCAAAAGGACGACGACAAUAAAGGCAAUUUCGACAGCAUUCUGAAGAACGCCACGCUGAUAUUGAAGAACGCAUCAUUUUACAAUAUUACCGCGGGGAAAAUGGGUCCGAAUUAGAAUGCGACGUUCCACAUUCUCGAUCGUUUCUCUCGAUGGUUUUCGCGAGCCUGUAAUAAAAGUUUUUAAGAGUUCGUCGCAUGCAUCGUUUAUUUAUUUGUGAAAUAUUCAUGACGGAAAAGCUGAAUCGAGUCUCUCACGCUUCGAUGACCUGCAAUAUCAAGUUAUAUCUCGCGCUUCAACGGAUCAAAGCGAUAAAAUCGAUAUAGAGAGAUACAUAAAAUGUUUUAAUUCUUUCGAACCAAUUCUUGUACCAAGUGUGAAAAUUAAUGUCUUAGCCAUGAGCGUAGCCGGAAUUUCAAUCGAGGGGAAGGGGGAGGGCAAAAAUUUAUCUUCACACAAAGCUUAUUAAGCAUAUUAAAGCUAGUUUUCGCGAAUCUUCAAUGAACUUCCUUAAUCUUUUUGCUUCCAGCUUUUUUCUUUUGGCGAGCACCUUUUUUCUGUAUAUACUUAGUAUACAAGUCUAUCGAGGUAAUUUUCUGAUAUUGUUGAUUAGAUUCUCAUCCUUUGUAUUAGAGGUUUCGAUUAAUUUUAAGGGUUUUUGGCUCAAGAACGCAUUUAUUAAAAAAAAAA
This is a messenger RNA of Dinoponera quadriceps, 2098 nucleotides long. RefSeq names its product gustatory receptor for sugar taste 43a-like. Lineage: Eukaryota; Metazoa; Arthropoda; Insecta; Hymenoptera; Formicidae. Gene Ontology annotation, biological process: sensory perception of taste. Gene Ontology annotation, cellular component: dendrite; neuronal cell body; membrane. The coding region runs from base 95 to 1525 and encodes 476 amino acids. The transcript has 8 exons. The record is from RefSeq and is a predicted model, not a curated record.